Neolamprologus brichardi is the source of this 1416-nucleotide messenger RNA. RefSeq names its product golgi associated kinase 1B (gene gask1b). The record is from RefSeq and is a predicted model, not a curated record. NCBI's taxonomy places the organism in Eukaryota, Metazoa, Chordata, Actinopteri, Cichliformes, Cichlidae. Gene Ontology annotation, cellular component: Golgi apparatus.
AGGGGGAUGCGGUACAAAUUAAGCGCAACUUUGCACCCAUACCUUCAAGGAAGGAAGCCAUGGAUGUUGACUAUAAAUCACUGGAUAUAAGCCAUAACAUUUAUAAACAUGAAGAAGCAGACUCUCAGAUUAGUUCAAUUCGAAUAUACAGUCAAAGGCCGCCACCAUGGUUCAGCGCACAGGAUGUGAAAACCAUGCGCUUUCUUGCGGAUGCCAAAGUUUUGCGCAUGAAAGAAGUCUCUCAUGGAGACGCUCUUUCGCUUCUGAUAUUUGAGGGUGAGGCAAACGUUCAACAGGCGAACCAACAGCACGCAAAAACGAGCACUCUAUGCGGAGGGCAAUGUGGAGUCAUCCACAGCCCGGUGGAUACCACAGAGGUUUUUGCUUUUCAUUUGGACAGAGUGCUGGGGCUUAAUAGGACGUUGCCAGCUGUAAGCAGAAAGUUUCGCUUUUUAUACGAUGGGCAGUCCUGUCCAGUUGUGUCAUGGGAUGCAUCUCUAUACCCAGCAGGCCUUGCUGCAGGUUUGACCAGUUUGAAGUUAACAUGGGGGGAGUACCAGAACUCCCUUAAACAGAGAUGUUGGCAACAAAACAUCAGCCCAAAGUCUGAUUCUGGCUGCUCUACAAUUCAUCACUAUGAAUGGAGCAAACUUGCUCUGUUUGACUUUUUGUUACAGAUUAACAACCGCCUGGACCAGGGUUGCUGUGGGUUCAGGCCCCGGCAGCAGGAUGUGUGCAUUGAACUGGGUUACCAUGCUAAAUGUCAAGAUGCUAACCACAUACAGCUAGAAAACAUCAUCUACAGGAGCCACAGCCCCAGACACCUGGUCUUCACCAACAACAAGGGAUUCUUUGACCGUAAUGAGGACAACUUGGACUUCAGGCUGUUGGCGGGAAUCAAAGAGUUUCCAGAGCAAGCUGUGUCUGUGCUGAAAACCAGAAAACUGAGGGAAAAGCUUCUCCAAUCUCUGUUCCUUGACAAGACAUACUGGGAAAGCCAAGGGGGUCGUCAGGGCAUUGACAAGCUAAUUGAUGUUAUCGAGAGGCGAGCAAAGGUCCUCCUCACCUACAUCAAUGCCCAUGGGAUCAAAGUGAUAUCAAUGAAUGUGUGAUGAAGAUAAAUCUUUCAUAAAUCUUUUAAAUCUUUUAGAAGACAUUGGGGCUUUAUGCUCGAACAUUUUGUAGGUUGGUUGGGAUAAGAAUAAUAACAGAUGUGUGACAAUUUUUAAAUUUAUAUCACAAUAGCUUGAGAUUUUGUCAAAGAUAAUUAUGUGAUAUUAGAAAAAUGAAAUUUUUCUGAUGUUUUAUUUUCCAUUAUAUAAAAAAGGUCAUAGUUCCAAUGAGGGACUUGCUAAAGCUUCUUUGAGUAGCUGGAAGCUCAGUUAGGGUUACACAACCCACACUACACUGAUAACA